GAAGAAGUGGUUUUAUUAAUUGCACAAUUGUAUACAGCCGGCGGCUAUAUAUAUCAAAGAAGAUGCUACUCCGUAUACACUAACCCUUCUUCUAUCUCCUCCUCUUUUCCGCCACCCUUUCGCCGGAAACAGUCGCCGGAAAUAAUCUCCACCACCCUGCCACCCCCCAUAUAUAUAUAUCACUGCUAGCUUAGCUUAAUUAGCUAGCCUUAAUUUAUCCAAAAAAUGGAUACGAACUAUUUGCAAUUGUUCGUCGACGAGACUUCGUUCACCAACCGGAUGGUGCUCGGAACGCUGCUUCCGGCCAAAAUCUGGGAACCGUUACCGCACUUUUUUCAGACGUGGCUCCGGAACUACACUUCCGGAACCUUGGUUUAUUUCAUCACAAGUUUACUUUGGAGCUUCUAUGUUUAUUUCUACAAGCAUAACGUUUAUGUUCCUAAAGAUGCUAUCCCUUCAAGAAAAGCGGUGCUUUUACAGAUAUAUGUUGCAAUGAAGGCGAUGCCAUGGUACUGUGCGCUUCCCACGAUCUCGGAGUACAUGGUUGAAAACGGAUGGACUAGAUGUUUUCCGCGGAUAAGUGACGUGGGCUGGUUUUCGUACGUGUUAAACUUGGGUUUUUAUCUCGUACUCGUUGAGUUCGGGAUUUACUGGAUGCAUAGAGAGUUGCAUGAUAUUAAGCCUCUCUACAAAUACCUUCAUGCAACUCAUCAUAUCUACAAUAAGCAGAACACACUUUCACCUUUUGCUGGUUUGGCAUUCCAUCCGCUAGAUGGGAUACUGCAAGCGGUUCCACACGUGAUUGCGCUAUUCCUAGUACCGAUGCAUUUCACGACACACAUAGGGCUUUUGUUUAUUGAAGCGAUAUGGACUGCAAACAUUCAUGAUUGUGUAGACGGGAAGAUGUGGCCAGUGAUGGGUGCAGGGUACCACACGAUUCAUCACACAACAUAUCGUCACAACUAUGGGCAUUAUACCGUAUGGAUGGACUGGAUGUUUGGUACCCUUCGUGAUCCUUGUGAGGAAGAGAACAAGAAGAUAUGAUUCAGAUUUGUUAUUCGUGUAAAUGGUGAGCGAUGUUCGCUUCGAUUCAUUUGAUUUUAUUGGUAAGGUAGAGAUGAACAGCAUUCGGUUCGCUUUUUAAGGGUCUUGGUUAAUGCUGGAUUUCUCUUUGAAACUGAUUUAUUUAU
Cynara cardunculus var. scolymus (artichoke) is the source of this 1190-nucleotide messenger RNA. RefSeq names its product delta(7)-sterol-C5(6)-desaturase-like. The record is from RefSeq and is a predicted model, not a curated record. Gene Ontology annotation, biological process: lipid biosynthetic process. Lineage: Eukaryota; Viridiplantae; Streptophyta; Magnoliopsida; Asterales; Asteraceae. The transcript has 3 exons. The coding region runs from base 226 to 1044 and encodes 272 amino acids. Gene Ontology annotation, molecular function: iron ion binding; oxidoreductase activity.